Ipomoea nil (Japanese morning glory) is the source of this 1575-nucleotide messenger RNA. Its product is annotated as anti-sigma-I factor RsgI6-like. The coding region runs from base 1 to 1575 and encodes 524 amino acids. Gene Ontology annotation, molecular function: hydrolase activity, hydrolyzing O-glycosyl compounds. Gene Ontology annotation, biological process: carbohydrate metabolic process. The record is from RefSeq and is a predicted model, not a curated record. NCBI's taxonomy places the organism in Eukaryota, Viridiplantae, Streptophyta, Magnoliopsida, Solanales, Convolvulaceae. The transcript has 8 exons.
AUGUCGCAUAAGUGCAAGCAGCUGCCUGAUAAGCCACUGUAUGGUGGAGGGAUUCUGAAGGGUCAAGAGAUUGACUACAUAUGGGUCAGAAGUUGGGUAAAGAUUACCGAUAUUGAAUCUACUGUUUUAUGGGUUGUUGUGGGGACAAAGGAAACCUGUGGAGCCACCGUUAUUGCUCGGGAAGGAUGUUGGUCUUUUGUUAAGGGAGGAUUUUACUUAGAGGCACCUCUAAACACAUCGGUCCUACAUUUUGAGGAUUAUAACGGCAGGAAUGUCCACAUAGAAGUUGCGAGUAUGUCAUUGCAACAAUUCUCCGAGGAGCAAUGGCGGGCACACCAAGACAAGGCGAUCCAACAGGUAAGAAAACGUAAUAGUAUAAUCACGGUUACGGAUCGACAUGGAGCUAAACUACAAGGUGCAAAAAUAAAAGUGGAGCAAAUCUCCAGAGAUUUCCCCUUUGGAGUCGCAAUUUCAAGCGCCAUUUUGGAUAACCCAUCCUAUCAGAAAUGGUUCAAGAAAAGAUUUACAGUGACGGUGUUUGAAAACGAACUGAAAUGGCCGUCGAACGAGCCGAGGCCGGGAACGUCAAACUUCAAGACGGCGGACAAAAUGGUGGAGUACGUGACGAGGAACAAAAUCCCGACUCGCGGCCACAACAUUAUAUGGCAGGACCCGGUGUUCGCGCCGUCGUGGGCGCGCAACCUGACGGGGGAGCGGCUCCGGCAGUUCGCCACCAACCGGCUGCGCACCGUGAUGGAGCGGUACAAGAACAAGUUCAUCCACUGGGACGUCAACAACGAGAUGCUCCACUACGACUUCUACGAGACGAAGUUGGAUGACCGGAACGCGUCGCUGAAGUUCUACCAGAUGGCGCAGGCGGUCGACCCCAACAUCCCGCUCUUCUUGAAUGAUUUCAAGCUGGUGGAGUCAUGCGGCAAUGGCAGCAACGUGGACGGGUACAUCGCCAAGAUUCGGGAGUUUCAGCGGAACGGGAUCAAGCUUCUGGGAAUGGGACUGGAAGGGCACUUCUUCAAUGGGGUAAACCCGGUUUUCAGUCGGGCGGUGAUGGACAAAUUCGCCACCGUCGGCGUCCCCGUCUGGCUCACGGAAGUCGACGUGAGCCUCAAGUACGGGCUGGAGAAACAGGCGCGGUAUCUGGAGAAAGUCUUGCGGGAAGGGUUCGCCCAUCCCGGCAUCGGCGGCAUCGUCAUCUGGGCCGCCAUUAACCACCAAGGCUCCUGCUGGCAGAUGUGCCUCACCGACAAGAACUUCAACAACACGCUCGCCGGCGACGUCGUCGAUAAGCUCCUCAAAGAAUGGCACACCGGCAAGCUCACCGGAAAGACUGAUAGCAAUGGGUCGUUUAGCUUCUCUGGGUUCUUGGGGAAUUACAGAGUCACUGUUAAGCAUCCUUUGCGGCGGCGUUUUAAAACUACCGUUUCGCUCUCCAAAGGCGUCGGUCCACAGCACUUCCAAAUCCGAACAUCGCACAAGAACAUCGAAUGGGGAAUGAAUUGUAGAGUGGUGGCCUUCUCCGGCGAGAAGGUGACCACAGUGGUCACCGGCGACAGUUGA